Molecule: messenger RNA, 731 nt
Organism: Peromyscus maniculatus bairdii (prairie deer mouse)
Lineage: Eukaryota; Metazoa; Chordata; Mammalia; Rodentia; Cricetidae
Source: RefSeq, a predicted model, not a curated record
AGAGAGAGAAAGAAGGAGGCUGGUCUUGAGUCUCAGAGGAAAACAACCAAAAAGGGUUUCUGGGGAAGACACAAGGCUGCUAUGGAGACCUCAUCCCACCCAACCCUCCUCACCAAGAAAGGGGUGAGGAAGGAGAUGCAGAGGGUGAACAUGGAGCUUCAGGUGGUGACAAGGGAGAGAAAUGAGCUGCGUGAUCAAGUAUUCUUCAUCAGGAAAGGACCCGUGCCCAAUUGGCCAAAUACUUGGUAUGAAGAUCUGAGGAUGGAGCAUGAGGAGGUCAUGAAUGACCUACAGAGAUUGCAGAAUGAGAACAAGGAGGCUUCAGAGAAGGUGGAUGAGCUUGCCAACCUGACAGUCUUCUAUCGUGGUCUGCACAGCCAGGUCCUAAUGGAACAUACUCAGCUUAAGGAGCAGGUAGCCCUGCUGAGGCAGGAGAACAACAAUCGGACAGAGGAUUGGGUCCUGCUGAAGAUCCACUUGGAGGCAUUGAAAUUGAUGUGUGAGGACCAAGAGGAAGAGACCAGUGACCUCCAAAACCAGCAACAACAGGCAUUUGAAAGAUUGGAGGGAAGCCUACAGGUCCUGAUGAAACAGAAGGAGAUGAUCACCCAGGAAAAGGACUUGGCAGAAAAGCUGCAGCAUCACUUUGAGGUCUCCCAAAUGAGGUAGGAACCCAGGCUGGGGGAGCAGGUGGAGCCACAUGGGUACCUUGUUCUUGGGAUCACUUUCAU